CGUGGUGAAAUUCGUACUCUAUUUUUCCAGUUCUAGGAUUAAUCAGAAAUAUUCCUUCAGCCAGCCAUUGAAAUUUAAUAAGUCAUAACAGCUCUCUGCUAUGCCUCCAGUAAAAUCAAACCCAAUUAAAGUUCCACAGCCUCUUGCAACAACUGUCAAAAAGAAGAAGAAGUAUUUCUUCAAAUCGUCCAAUAACGGAAGCAUAAAAAAAAAUCCAGUACUGAAAGAACAACUGAAACCAAAACACCCAAAAAAUGUUGCUAGAUUGCCAACUAAGGCUGAUGAGGCAUCUUCAAAUUGGAAGACACUGAGCAUGCAGAUUAAACCAGUGCAGUCAAAAGGUAGGUUAUUAUACCUAGAAAGGAAGAAAAAGGCGACAGCAAAGAAGGACGAAGAAAAUGCUGAAAGAAUUACAACUUUUAAAGAAACUAGUGAAGAUCUUGGUGUCUGGUUUGAUGAUGUUGACCCAAUUUUUUUGGACAAUCAAAAUAAUUCUGUGACAAACACACUUCAAAGUGGCUCCAGUGGAAAAUCCACAGAGCUUACUAAAGUUUUAGCUUUGGAUUGUGAAAUGGUUGGAAUUGGAAGUGAUGGAAAGGAAUCAGCGCUAGCAAGGGUGUCAAUUGUAAACCAGCAUGGAGAAUGUGUUUAUGACAAAUUUGUUUUACCUGGAGAAGAAGUAACAGACUACAGAACAUCCUUUUCAGGAAUAAGACCUCACAAUUUAAAAAAUGCAACUCAACUUGGAAUUGUCUGCCAUGAAGUAGCUGAAAUUCUAAAAGGUCGAAUUUUGAUUGGACACGGCUUAAACCACGAUUUGGAAGUACUCAUGAUCAAACACCCCAAAUCGAACAUUCGGGAUACGUCACGAUUCAAAGUGUUUCGUUCAGUAGUAAAUGGAGCAACACCAAGUUUGAAAAGGCUGGCACAACAAUUUUUGGGUAUUGAAAUUCAAACGGGAGAACACAGUUCGGUACAAGAUGCGCAAGCUGCAUUACGUUUAUAUACGAUGUUUCAUCAACAAUGGGAAGCAGAUUUGAUUGCGCGAAAGGCAGAAAGGAAUUCCAAAAUUGUGAAGGGGAAAAAAUCAAGCAAGGGAAGCAUUCAGAGCAAGGACAGCAUCCAGUAGUAAUCCUCCAAAUGUAUCAAUGUUGUUAAUACUUCUUGACACUUCUGUAAUGUGUACUUCUCAUACAAUAAAAUUUUGAUGCACUU
Molecule: messenger RNA, 1215 nt
Organism: Daphnia carinata
Lineage: Eukaryota; Metazoa; Arthropoda; Branchiopoda; Diplostraca; Daphniidae
Exons: 5
Coding region: 101-1129 (342 amino acids)
Biological process (GO): rRNA processing
Cellular component (GO): nucleus
Molecular function (GO): nucleic acid binding; 3'-5' exonuclease activity
Source: RefSeq, a predicted model, not a curated record